ACAAGUUGCAAACUCAUGAGACAAGCACAACUCUCUCUGUCUCUCUUGCUUGGCCUGUCCGUUUCUCUCUCUACUGUUCUUCUCUCUUCACAGCAGCACAUCAUAGGGAGAGAGAGGGGCAGAUGUCGAUGAGCUUCUUGAGCAUGGUGGAGACGGAGCUGCCUCCAGGGUUCCGAUUCCACCCGAGGGACGAUGAGCUCAUCUGCGACUACCUAGCGCCUAAGGUCACCGGCAAGGUCGGCUUCUCCGGUCGCCGCCCACCCAUGGUCGACGUCGACCUCAACAAGGUUGAGCCAUGGGACCUCCCUGUGGUUGCCUCAGUGGGUGGCAAGGAGUGGUAUUUCUUCAGCCUGAAGGACCGGAAAUACGCGACGGGGCAGCGCACAAACCGAGCAACCAUAUCAGGGUAUUGGAAGGCGACUGGUAAGGACAGGGUGGUGGCACGUAGGGGUGCGUUGGUGGGAAUGAGGAAGACAUUGGUGUUCUACCAGGGGAGGGCCCCUAAGGGACGAAAGACGGAGUGGGUGAUGCACGAGUACAGGUUGGAGGGUGCACAUGAACAAGCCUCCAAGUUCAACUCCAAGCAGGAAGAUUGGGUCCUGUGCAGGGUCAUCUGCAAGAAGAAAUCAGGAGUUGGUGCCACCCCCAAGCCAAGGAGCCUCACCACCAUUGGCCAUGGCUUAUGCACAGACACCUCCUCACCGCCAUUGCCACCUCUCAUGGACACCACCCUAGCACAGCUCCAUGCCACCAUGAACUCCACCUCUGCCGCCACUGCACUUGAGCAAGUGCCCUGCUUCUCCAGCUUCAACAAUAACAGUGCCAGCAGCUACCUCCCCAUGGUGGCAGGCAGCAAUGGCAUGAGCUACCUGGACCAUGGCCUGCCUGACUAUGGGAGCUACCUGGACCCGGCCAUGAACUGUGACAAGAAGGUGCUCAAGGCAGUGCUGAGCCAGCUGAGCUCCAUGGGGGGUGAGGUGGUGCCGAGCCUUCCUCCUGAAAUGGCCGCUGCAGUGAGCUCCAAUUGGAUGAACCAUUUCUAGGGAUAUUUGUAUAUUUAUUAUAAUCAGACAACAUAAGAGCUAGCUAUAGUAGUUAAUCUGCAGCGUGUGUAUGAUGAUUUUAUAUGAAGUUUGUACUUAUGUACGUUUGGUACAAUGUUUUUUCUAAGUGUGAGUAUCAAUAGAGCACACAGCAAUUUUUUCCCCCCAUCAA
Molecule: messenger RNA, 1215 nt
Organism: Lolium perenne
Lineage: Eukaryota; Viridiplantae; Streptophyta; Magnoliopsida; Poales; Poaceae
Product: NAC domain-containing protein 21/22
Biological process (GO): regulation of DNA-templated transcription
Molecular function (GO): DNA binding
Source: RefSeq, a predicted model, not a curated record